UCGAAAUGUCAUUAUCUCGGAUGAUCCACUGGCCAUUGGAGCUGUUGCUGUGUUCCCGUUCCCGGUUCUGGUUCCGGCGGCGCUCACGGAUGAGACGAGACGAUGGCUGGUCAGUGUUCCCCAAAUCCCCAGUGGGGAGAGGGAGGGUGUGAACAGUGGAGCAAGCCUGAACACCGGGCGCGGGCUGGGCAACGACGUGGCGCCGUCCCUCCAUCCGAACCGCAUGCCAUGUCUCCGAUUGCUUCCCCCUCCGAUGCUGUCCACUCCAUUACCAAGAAUAGUACUCCAAUCGGAUCCAUGUAUUGGAGAAGAGGGAGCUCAACCAACCAUCCAUGGAUUGGUGCUAGAAACAACAGGACUGGCCGAGAGGGAAGAGCGGAGGAGGGGCAGCUCUUGCAGCUUCGGGAGGCUAGUCUCGGCUAGGGGAUUUCUGAUCGCCUCCUGUCCUCUCCUCUCCUCUCCUGCCCUGACGCAACGCCGCCUCCCUCCGCCAUUCGCGUCAGUGACAUUUAUUCCUUUCAAUUCAUUCAGUCCAUGCCCUUCACACAAUCAAAAUCGAAUCUUGGUUGCACAACUGGAACAACGGACAUCGGUUUUCCCCGCUCAACAUAGGCACGUAUUUAUCUGAAAGCACAGCACAUUGGGAGCAAGAACGGCAGCACAUUGCCAGGACAGAAAUCAUCCUGACGUUCUUCGUAAGUCGGCCGUUUAGACCAGGCUGACAAUGUCAGCUUCUGAGUUCAGGAUUCCAUACCAGCAAGUUUCUUCUUCACAGCCUACUGAGAAUGCAAAUCAGUUUAAGACCUGUCGAUGUGGGGAGGGAGACCCGAACUCCACAUCUGAAACUGGUGACAGCCCGCCGACCUCUUGUCCUAGUUGCCAGGUUCUUAAGAGUGGACAUUUACUACUUUCAUCUAAAGGAAUUGGAUGGACAUCAUGGAAAAAGCGCUGGUUUAUUCUUACAAGGGCAUCCCUAGUGUUCUUCAGAAGUGACCCUAAUGUGCCUCCACCCAGAGGAGCUGAACCAAUUGUUACACUUGGUGGAAUCGACUUGAAUAGCUCCGGAAGUGUUGUCGUCAAAGAAGAAAGGAAACUUUUGACAGUGUUCUUUCCUGAUGGCCGUGAUGGACGAACUUUCACUCUGAAGGCAGAAACCACAGAAGAUCUAAAUGAGUGGAGAAAUGCACUGGAGAGUGCUCUAGCACAGGCACCCAGCGUAGCAAAUACAAUGGGGCAAAAUCCAAUAUUCAGUACUGAUGUAGCAGCAGAACCUGCUGAAGCUCCAGCUGAACAGUCGGAGGACAGUUCUGUUAUUGGCAGACCUGCAGAAUUUGCACUAGUAGAUGCUGAUGGUAGUCCAUCAUUUCUGGAGAAGGCCCUGAAGUUCAUUGAAGAUCAUGGGGUCAAGGUAGAGGGCAUCCUGCGUCAGUCUGCUGAUGUUGAAGAAGUCAAACGCAGAAUUCGGGAUUAUGAAAAGGGGAAAAACGAGUUCUCCCCAGAAGAGGAUGCUCAUGUUAUUGGUGACUGUAUUAAGUAUGUUCUUCGAGAGAUGCCAUCAUCUCCGGUUCCUGCAUCAUGUUGCACUGCCCUGGUUAAAGCAUACCGAACUGACAAGGCAAGAAGACUUGAUGAGAUAAAUCGGGUGAUAUAUGAAGUUUUCCCAGAACCAAAUCGACAAUUGUUGCAGAGGACUCUCAAGAUGAUGCAAAUUGUUGAGUCACACAAAGCUGUGAAUAGGAUGUCUCAAUCUGCUUUGGCAGCUUGCAUGGCACCACUCCUUCUUCGACCUCUUCUUCUUGGAGAAUGUGACAUAGACAAUGAAUUUAGUAUGGGAGGGGACAGUUCAUUCCAGCUACUUCAAGCUGCUGCGGCUGCGAAUCAUGCACAAGCUAUUGUUAUUAUUAUGAUGGAGGAAUUUGAUCAGAUAUUUGAUGACUUGGAAGAAGGUUCCUGUUCUUCAGAUGCUUAUACCGAGUCUGAGGAUGAUGAUGUUGAUAAGGAAUAUUCCACAGAUAAUGACAUCCAUGACGACGAUGGUUCUUAUGAUUCUGGUGAAGAUGACAUUGAAGAAGACUUGGACUACUCUGAUGACAGUGAACAUGAGAUCAACGCUAAUGUAAAGGAUGGCAAGGUUAAAAGCAAUAUCUCAGAAACUGCAGAAGGCGCACAGGCAGAGGACAAUAGUCAAUCCAACCAGAAACAAGAAUCAUGUGGACCAAAUGGAUCCAAAGAUCGUAUACUAAGAUCAACUUCUCGUUCAUCAGCUUCCAGAGAAAAAUCUAUGGACAAGGGCAAAAGAACCUUAUGGGGCCGUACUUCAGCAAGAAAAGACCUGUCAACAGAGGAGAUUGAAUGCUGCAGCGAUGAUGAGACCCUCAUUGAGAAACUUGAGAGCAGCAAGAUUGAUCUCCAAUCGAAAAUUGCAAAGGAGGCCAAAGAAAAUGCAAUCCUACAGUCAAGUCUAGAAAAGCGGAAAGAAGAGCUACAUGAGCGCCGUUUAGCACUUGAAAAAGAAGUUGAAAGCUUGAGGGAUCAGCUGCAGAAGGAGAGAAAUUUGAGAUCAUCCUUGGAGUCUGGGGUGAUGAAUUUGCGAAGAGACGACAAGACUAAGGCUGAUCUUGAGGAAGUUACGACUGCUGAAUCUGAUAUUAUGAACUUGAAGCAAGAGGUUUCUGAUCUUCAUGGGCAGGUUAGCAGCCAGCAGCUGUGCUGUGAAUCAUGCAACAAACGGCUCCUAAAUACAGACAGGCUUGGCAGACCUGAAAGCUUAUCAGUGGAAGCGUCACCGACUGUUGGGAGUGAUUCUGCAUCUGACAUUGGUGAUACUGAGCAAUCAAGGAAGCAAACCGCGCAGGAUUCGCCUUCUUCAGCAGCCAAGCCAGGUCAUGAGGCGGUCGGGAGCAUCAGCCACAGGGCUCCUCAAAGAAGGCAAUCGAUUGCCAAGGAGGGCCAAGAUGGGUCCUCGUCAUCAUCCUCUCAUUCGAAGUGGAAUCUUGCGCAGAAACAAUAUUCAAAUAGCCCAUUGAUAAGAGGGCUUCAUGGAUCCAGCAGACUAGAGGAUUUCGGUGGAAGCAUACCACCAGCAGCGUCAACGGCAUUAGUAAAACUGACAAACCGGCUCAACUUCCUGAAAGAACGGAGGGCGCUGCUGGCAAGCGAGAUGCAGAGCUUGGAUUUGGGUCGGCCCCCAGCUGCUGUUGCUCCAGCAGCCAAGUCCCCAUCACCAAAAGGCCAUGAAAGGAAGAAGAGUUGAGCCUGAUGAAGAAGAAUCGAUGUUAGUCUAUCCCUGGUGUGCUCUUAUGAAUGCUAGACGGGUUAGUUAGCCUAUGAUUGAACCACCAGUGUAGUUUGUGUGCAUCCCAUUCCCAUCCUCAGUGCUGUCUGUACAUGUUUCCACAAAUUCUGCUGCUUCAAACUUGCAGAUACAUAUAGAUAUGGAUUUAACGUC
Sorghum bicolor (sorghum) is the source of this 3448-nucleotide messenger RNA. Its product is annotated as rho GTPase-activating protein REN1. The record is from RefSeq and is a predicted model, not a curated record. The coding region runs from base 725 to 3253 and encodes 842 amino acids. Gene Ontology annotation, biological process: signal transduction. The transcript is spliced from 26 exons. NCBI's taxonomy places the organism in Eukaryota, Viridiplantae, Streptophyta, Magnoliopsida, Poales, Poaceae.